Messenger RNA from Olea europaea var. sylvestris, 3898 nucleotides. RefSeq names its product protein CHUP1, chloroplastic-like. Gene Ontology annotation, cellular component: chloroplast outer membrane. NCBI's taxonomy places the organism in Eukaryota, Viridiplantae, Streptophyta, Magnoliopsida, Lamiales, Oleaceae. Gene Ontology annotation, biological process: chloroplast organization. The transcript has 9 exons. The record is from RefSeq and is a predicted model, not a curated record. The coding region runs from base 505 to 3483 and encodes 992 amino acids.
CUGCAUCUUUAAUUGUCCAUUUUUCUGAAAGAAGAAUUUGAAGUUAGACCCAUCCAUUUGGAGAAUUUCAAUCCUCUUAGAAAAAGACUGUCCACAAGAAAUUGGUGGCCCCUGUAGCUCUUAUAUGACAAUUGUGAUGGAAUUGUAUUUAUCAGAAACUUUGUUGUAGAAUAAAGAUUUUUCUGUGAAUGGUCUAUAUACCUGAUAAGAAGAUAAUGCUAGUGAUGUUGAGAUGUUAAUAUUUAGGAUAAUUAAUGGAAUUCCCAUAAAUUCAGCAUUAAGGAGCUUCCUAACUUUGAUAUUUCUUCAGGGACAAACCAAGAGUUACUUGGCAGGUCUGAAAAAAAUUCUGAUUCUCAGGCCUGUUGAAUUUAACUGGAUUCAUGGCCUGAAAUAUGAGCUUUGGGUUAAAGAUCAACGCGUGAAGGGCUGUUCGAGAGUCGAGACACUGUUUGUCUCAGUAGAUGAUUGGAAAGUUCAGUGUUACCUAUCAAAAAUACCUACAUGAUAGUCAGGUUAGGCUUCUUGGUUGCUGCUUCUGUUGCAGCCUAUGCAGUUCAGCAGGUUAAUAUCAGGAGCUCGAGGUCAUCGGCUUCUUUAACCAAACCUUCAGAAAAUGAUGAAGCUACUGCGAAUGAAGGAGAAAACAAAGAGCAGUUUACAUAUUCCGAUGAAGGCCUCAAAGAAGUGGGGGCCGAGGAAGAGGAGAAAGAAGAAGUUAAAUUAAUUAAUGGAAUAAUAAAUCCUGCCAUAAGUAAUCCAUAUGACCUUGAAGAUGAGCUUUACCCAGAAUUUGAAAAUCUUUUAUCAGGACAAAUUGACUUUCCAUUGCCUGCGGACAAAUAUGAUACCGAAGCCCAUUCCAGAGAACAGAAAAAUAAAGUUUAUGAAAGUGAGAUGGCAAAUAAUGCAAGUGAACAGGAACGACUGCGAAACCUAGUAAAAGAGUUAGAAGAUAGAGAGGUGAAGCUUGAAGAAGAAUUGCUUGAAUAUUAUGGCUUGAUGGAGCAAGAAUCAAAUAUUGCUGAAUUACAAAAGCAACUUAAAAUUAAGACAGUGGAGAUUGAGAUGCUGAACAUUACAAUAAAUUCAUUGCAAGCUGAGAGAAAAAAGCUUCAAGAGGAAGUGUCUCUAGGAGCUGCAUCUAGGAAAGAACUCGAGGUAGCGAGAAAGAAAAUAAAGGAACUGCAAAGGCAAAUUCAGCUUGAGUCAAACCAGACGAAAGGCCAGCUCAUAUUGCUUAAGCAACAAGUCAGUGGACUUCAAGCCAAGGAAGAGGAAGCCAUCGUGAAAGAUGCUGAGGUAGGGAAGAAGCUUAAAGCUCUGAAGGAGUUAGAGGUGGAGGUUAUGGAACUUAAGAGGAAGAACAAAGAGCUUCAGCAUGAAAAGAGAGAGUUAAUAGUAAAAUUAGAUACCACUGAUGCCAGAGUAAAUGCCCUUUCCAAUAUGACAGAGAGUGAAAUGGUUGCCAAAGUGAGGGAAGAGGUCAAUAACUUACGACAUGCAAAUGAGGACCUUGUUAAACAGGUGGAAGGACUUCAGAUGAAUAGAUUCACUGAAGUUGAAGAGCUAGUUUAUCUUCGCUGGGUCAAUGCAUGCUUAAGAUUCGAGCUUCGGAACUACCAAACACCUUCUGGAAAAAUAUCAGCUCGUGAUCUCAAUAAAAGUUUGAGCCCAAAAUCACAAGAGAAGGCUAAACAACUGAUGUUAGAGUACGCAGGAUCAGAACGUGGACAAGGGGACACAGAUAUUGAAAGCAACUUCUCCCAUCCAUCCUCUCCUGGAAGUGAGGAUUUUGAUAAUAUUUCUGUUGAUAGUUCCACAAGUAAAUUCAGUAGUCUCAGUAAAAAGCCUAGUUUGAUCCAAAAGCUGAAGAAAUGGGGAAGGAGUAAAGAUGAUUCAAGUGCACUUUCUUCUCCAGCAAGAUCUCUCGGGGGAGGAUCUCCCAGCAGGAGUAGCAUGAGUUAUAGACCAAGAGGUCCUCUUGAAGCCCUGAUGCUAAGAAAUGCUGGUGAUAGCAUGGCUAUCACUAGUUUUGGGAUGGGAGAACAGGAUGACCUUAAUUCCCCUGAAACUCCAAAACAACAGCCUAUUCGAGUUCAAGAUUCUUCUCCUGACCCGCUCAAUUCUGUUGCAGCCUCUUUCCACUUAAUGUCCAAAUCGGUUGGAGGAGUUCUAGAGGAGAAGUAUCCUGCAUAUAAAGAUAGGCAUAAGCUGGCUUUGGAAAGAGAAAAGCAAAUCAAGGAAAAAGCUCUACAAGCAAGAGCAGCAAGGUUUGGUGACCCUUCUAAGGCAGAUAAAGAUAAGUCGGUGACUUUGCCUCCAAAACUUACUCUAAUAAAAGAAAAACCAGUUGCAUCUGGUGACUCAGGUGACCAGUCAAAUGAUAACAAAAUUGAUUCUACUACAGUGAGCAAAAUGAAACUUGCACAAAUUGAGAAGCGACUUCCUAGGGUCCCUCGAGCACCUCCUAAACCAUCAGGAGGUGCUCCUGCUGAUAAAAAUACAAACACUUCAAGUGGAGCACCAGGUAUGCCACCUCCACCACCUCCUCCACCAGGUGCCCCACUACCAUCACCACCACCUGCUGGUGGACCUCCACUCCCACCACCUCCUCCAGGAAGUCUUUCAAGAUUGGCUGGAAGUGGUGACAAAGUUCAUCGAGCUCCUGAACUAGUUGAAUUCUACCAGACAUUGAUGAAACGCGAGGCAAAGAAGGAUACACCAUCUUUGAUUUCUUCAACAUCAAGCACCUCAGAUUCUAGAAGCAACAUGAUUGGGGAGAUAGAGAACAGAUCAUCAUUCCUCUUAGCUGUUAAAGCUGAUGUGGAGACUCAAGGUGAUUUUGUUCAGUCAUUGGCUACAGAAGUCCGGGCAGCUUCCUUUACCAACAUAGAAGAUUUGUUGGCGUUCGUGAACUGGCUAGACGAGGAACUCUCCUUCUUAGUUGAUGAACGAGCUGUCCUUAAACACUUCGAUUGGCCAGAAGGUAAAGCAGAUGCAUUAAGAGAGGCAGCGUUUGAAUACCAGGACCUGAUGAAGUUAGAAAAGCUAGUGAGCUCGUUCAUUGAUGAUCUGAAUCUUCCUUGUGAAGCUGCUUUGAAGAAGAUGUACAAGUUGCUUGAGAAGGUGGAGAAGAGUGUAUAUGCACUGUUGCGCACACGUGACAUGGCUGUUUCACGGUAUAAGGAAUUUGGCAUCCCCAUUGAUUGGUUGCUCGAUUCGGGAGUAGUUGGCAAGAUCAAGCUUUCAUCAGUACAAUUGGCAAGAAAAUACAUGAAACGUGUGGCAUUAGAGCUUGAUGCCAUGAGCGAACCAGAGAAAGAACCUAACAGAGAGUUUUUGAUUCUUCAAGGUGUCCGAUUCGCUUUCCGUGUUCAUCAGUUUGCGGGAGGCUUUGAUGCAGAAAGCAUGAAGGCUUUUGAAGAACUAAGAAGCCGAGCUCACGCAAAAACAGGAGAAGAGCAUAAAUUAGAAGAAUGAACAUUUUUCGUCUUCAAAAUAUCUAGUUUCUACACGUACAUUUCAUCGUUACUUGCGUAAAAGUGUAGAAACAAUGUAAUUUAAACUGGUAGAAUCAACAGUUCAUUGAAGGAAAAAUGCAUACUUAUACAAAGGUUGGAAUAACUAAGAGAGCUGUAAUUCAAGCUUGUACACCAUGCUGCAAAUAGGAGAAAUUGAAUCCAUUGCCCAAAUCAGACUUUUAUGAAGUUCUGUUCAAGAAUGCUUCAUUCGAGCACACAUUUCCUGCAUGCUACAGUUCAUCAGAAGAUUGGUUCUCGUGAUUUUUUAUUUGUUUCUUUUAUUUUCUUCUAGCUGUCACUAAGAUGAGUUCUAAGAAAUGUAACCUCAUCAGUCAAAACAGAAAGUAAAUUAAAAAGAUGACGUACUUGAUAAA